Haemorhous mexicanus (house finch) is the source of this 4188-nucleotide messenger RNA. It is a transcript of the gene FBXO11, whose product is annotated as F-box protein 11. Gene Ontology annotation, biological process: protein ubiquitination; ubiquitin-dependent protein catabolic process; regulation of apoptotic process. The transcript is spliced from 23 exons. The coding region runs from base 313 to 2979 and encodes 888 amino acids. Lineage: Eukaryota; Metazoa; Chordata; Aves; Passeriformes; Fringillidae. Gene Ontology annotation, molecular function: zinc ion binding; protein binding. The record is from RefSeq and is a predicted model, not a curated record.
CUCCUGCCACGGAGCAGCGACGGGCCUGAGCCGGGCAGAACCGCGGGAUCGCCGGGGGCCGGGACGGGGGGGGGGGCGCGGCGCCAUCGUCCCCCACAGCAGCGCUGAGAGAGCCGGCGGCUCCUUUGCCUUCGAGCGAGCCGGCUGCGACGGCGGGACCCGCGCCCGGAGAUUUCCCCCCCGCCCUUCCCUGCUGCCCGCGCCUGCGAGGCGGCCGCUCCAGGGCUCCCUCCGAGCGCCCCCGUCCCCGCCGAGGCACCGGUUGCCGGAGGAUUCCCCCCCUCCCCUCCCGCCGCCCACACGAGCCGGCAAAUGAACUCGGUCCGAGCCGCCAACAGGAGACCCAGGCGAGUGUCCAGGCCGCGCCCGGUGCAGCAGCAGCAGCAGGAGAGGAACAACGCCGCCGCCGCCGCCGCCGGGGAUCGGGAUGAUGAUGUACCUGCAGAUAUGGUUGCAGAAGAAUCAGGUCCUGGUGCACAAAACAGCCCAUACCAACUUCGCAGAAAAACUCUUCUACCUAAAAGAACAGCUUGUCCUACAAAGAGCAGUAUGGAGGGUGCCUCUACUUCAGCUACUGAAAACUUUGGUCACCGAGCAAAACGUGCUAGAGUAUCUGGGAAAUCCCAGGAUUUAUCAGCAGCACCUGCAGAGCAGUAUCUUCAGGAGAAGUUGCCAGAUGAAGUGGUUCUAAAGAUCUUCUCCUACCUGCUGGAGCAGGAUCUCUGUAGAGCAGCUUGUGUGUGUAAACGCUUCAGUGAGCUGGCUAAUGAUCCAAUUUUGUGGAAAAGAUUGUAUAUGGAAGUAUUUGAGUACACUCGUCCAAUGAUGCAUCCUGAACCUGGUAAAUUUUAUCAGAUUAAUCCAGAAGAAUAUGAACAUCCAAAUCCCUGGAAAGAAAGCUUCCAGCAGCUGUACAAAGGAGCACAUGUAAAGCCAGGUUUUGCUGAACACUUCUACAGUAAUCCUGCAAGAUACAAAGGAAGAGAAAAUAUGCUGUAUUAUGAUACCAUUGAGGAUGCUCUUGGUGGAGUUCAAGAAGCUCAUUUUGAUGGACUUAUCUUUGUUCACUCUGGUAUAUAUACUGAUGAAUGGAUAUAUAUAGAAUCUCCAAUCACCAUGAUUGGCGCAGCACCUGGAAAAGUAGCAGAUAAAGUUAUAAUAGAAAACACUAGAGAUUCCACCUUCGUUUUUAUGGAGGGUUCUGAAGAUGCCUAUGUUGGAUAUAUGACAAUCAGGUUCAACCCUGAUGACAAAUCUGCUCAGCACCACAAUGCACACCACUGCUUAGAGAUUACCGUGAACUGCAGUCCAAUUAUAGAUCACUGUAUUAUCCGAAGUACUUGUACAGUUGGCUCUGCAGUAUGUGUUAGUGGCCAGGGAGCUUGUCCUACUAUUAAACACUGUAACAUCAGCGACUGUGAAAAUGUUGGACUUUAUAUUACAGACCACGCACAGGGAAUAUAUGAGGACAAUGAGAUCUCCAAUAAUGCGUUAGCAGGGAUUUGGGUUAAAAACCACGGGAAUCCCAUUAUCAGACGGAAUCACAUUCACCACGGACGUGACGUUGGCGUUUUCACUUUUGACCACGGAAUGGGUUAUUUUGAAAGCUGCAACAUCCAUAGAAACAGGAUAGCAGGCUUUGAAGUGAAAGCAUAUGCCAACCCAACAGUGGUGAGGUGUGAAAUCCAUCAUGGCCAGACUGGAGGAAUCUAUGUGCAUGAAAAAGGAAGAGGACAAUUCAUAGAGAACAAAAUCUAUGCAAACAAUUUUGCAGGUGUUUGGAUUACCUCAAACAGUGACCCAACAAUAAGGGGGAAUGCAAUUUUUAAUGGGAAUCAAGGUGGUGUUUAUAUCUUUGGUGAUGGAAGAGGCCUUAUUGAAGGAAAUGACAUUUAUGGUAAUGCAUUAGCAGGAAUACAGAUUCGAACAAACAGCUGUCCCAUUGUUCGACACAACAAGAUUCAUGAUGGUCAACAUGGAGGAAUUUAUGUGCAUGAAAAAGGACAAGGCGUGAUUGAGGAGAACGAAGUUUACAGCAAUACACUGGCUGGAGUCUGGGUGACAACAGGGAGCACUCCAGUCUUGAGGAGAAACAGAAUACACAGUGGGAAACAAGUUGGAGUUUAUUUUUAUGACAAUGGACAUGGCGUGUUAGAAGACAAUGACAUCUAUAAUCACAUGUACUCAGGGGUUCAGAUAAGAACUGGAAGCAACCCCAAAAUCAGACGCAACAAGAUCUGGGGUGGUCAGAAUGGUGGUAUUCUUGUCUAUAAUUCUGGGCUUGGAUUUAUAGAAGACAAUGAAAUUUUUGAUAAUGCAAUGGCUGGUGUAUGGAUUAAAACAGACAGUAAUCCUACACUAAGGAGAAAUAAAAUCCAUGAUGGAAGAGAUGGAGGCAUCUGUAUAUUUAAUGGGGGAAGAGGUCUUCUGGAAGAGAAUGAUAUCUUCAGGAAUGCUCAAGCUGGUGUUCUUAUCAGCACCAAUAGCCACCCUGUGCUAAGGAAAAACCGAAUAUUCGAUGGUUUUGCUGCAGGUAUUGAAAUAACAAAUCAUGCGACUGCAACAUUAGAAGGCAAUCAGAUUUUCAACAACCGCUUUGGAGGUUUAUUUCUAGCAUCUGGUGUCAAUGUCACGAUGAAAGAUAACAAAAUAAUGAACAAUCAAGAUGCCAUAGAGAAAGCUGUCAGUAGAGGCCAGUGUUUAUAUAAGAUCUCAAGCUACACCAGCUACCCGAUGCAUGACUUCUACAGGUGUCACACCUGCAACACCACAGACCGUAACGCCAUCUGUGUGAACUGCAUCAAGAAGUGCCAUCAAGGACACGACGUAGAAUUCAUUAGACAUGAUAGGUUUUUCUGUGACUGUGGUGCUGGAACACUGUCCAAUCCUUGUACACUUGCCGGAGAGCCUACACACGAUACAGAUACACUAUAUGACUCUGCUCCACCUAUAGAAUCUAAUACAUUGCAGCACAACUGAAUUCCUUUUCAGAAAGAAAGUCCUGCCAUUCUAAUAUCAUAACUAUUAAAACUUUUUUUUUGGAGGAAGUUACACUUGCCCAUUUCUGCAGAAAGAGACUGUAUUAAAGCGGAUGUGUGAGGUGUUGACACUAUGGAGCUCAACCUACCAAAAAAGAAAGUGGCAAUAUGUUGACUCAGGAUAACAGAACUGGGCGUUUUAGCAUUACUGUGUAAACAAAGACUUUGAAGGGACAGAAGUGAAGAAAAAUAAGCUGCAAUUUUGUACAGAUACCAACUUCUGAGAGCUGGUGUUUUUACAAGUAGCAUUGAAACGCAGUCCAAUUUGCAGUAGUACUAUUCUGUAGACAAGCAGCAUUCUUUGUUGCUGCCUUUAUGGACAUGGGUACCAAUCGCUUUUGUAACAUGGUAAAAAUGUGAGCUAGCACUUCUGCAUUUCUUUUGAUUUUUUUAACAUUUAUUCAGAUUGAGAAAUAUGAUUUUAAUGCUUUAAUCUCAUGUAGUUUGUUUCUAAUUUCAAGCAAAAAAUCUUAUUGUACUUGAAUGUGUCCUGUUUUGUUAGCACACCUAGACUUGCUGUAACUGUACUCAUGUCCCAGUAUGUACGUUCUUUCUAUGAAAGAGAAAACACUAAUCUUAAAUUAUAUCCAGCAAUUUUUCUGGUGUCCUCUGAAGUUAGAAUAAUCUCCUCCCCUGCCCCAGCAAUAGUCUGUACUCAAACCACCCUAACAAAAGAAAGAAAAGCGAGUGUUUUAAUGAGACUUCCUAGACUAUAAUGCACUAUAAAACAAAGUACCCAUGUAACUAAGUUUUGUGAAAGAAAUUUUACUAUGUUUUAAAGUACACAGUAGAAAGUCUCCUCAAAACAGUCUUGUACUUUUACUCUGUUCAUAGUUUUUUUUGAACAGUCUGGACAUUACUUACAUAACCUGCUGGAAAUCACAGCAAUUUCCUGCUCUAAUGAAGCUGAGACAAGUAUAUAUACAGCCCUAUACAGUUUCAUAGCUUUUUUCCAUUUAUGUGUAUUGGUGACAGUGGGUAAUCAACAGCCUGAAAGUGUAUGCAUGUACCAUAACAUCUAGACUUAAUAUAUUGUGGAGUACUCAAUAACCAUUAUGUAGAGGGUAGGUAUGAAUUAAAGGGUUUAAUUUCCUAGGAAAGACAAUGGAAAAAUGGUCAUUUUUAAAAAAUAAAGUUUAUUAGAUCAUAA